UUAUGUUACUGUGGAAACAAUGGCGUCCAAGUAGCAUAGUGGCUUUUAAUUUGGCACAAUAAAUUGGUUAUAGAUAUAUUGAUCUAGAAUCUAGAUCUAGAUUAUAUCUCUAUGAUAAAAUAUUGAAUAUGUCUCACAGCUACUAUAAUAAACAAUGGCAAGAAGCUCAGGCUGCUUUGGUGGACCUAAUUCAACAAGAGAAUCCUCCAGAGCCACCAAAACCAGAGAGGGAUCGCUUGGCAGCAUUUCAGCUUCUGGCCACUAUGUACAUAAAGUAUAUUCAAAUAUUUCGCAAGUUGGAACAAUCUUAUGAUCAGCUGGUUCAUCCUCAGAAGCGUCGGGUUGUGCGGCAUUGCCUGGACGGUGUUAUGGGCCGGAUAGUGGAGUUGAAACAUGAAAUGAUGAACUUGGAAUUCUCUGAGUAUCAUUAUUUUGAUGAUGUACUCUCUGACUUGAAAUUAACACCAAAUGAUGUUGAGAUUCCUAUUCCAAAAUAUUUUAUAAAUGAAAGGCUUAAAAAUUUAAAAGAGAGAGAAAAACUAUUAGGUCAGGUAUUAGCCAGGAUUGGACCCCCAGAUCAAGACAGAGAUAAGGAAGAGAUGCGGAUGCCUUGGGAGCAGGCUAUCAGAAUAAUACAAAUUCAUGAGAGAGCUAGACAGGGUCGCCUCCGUGCAAAGUUCAUGCGGGAAAUAAGGCAGCAGGAAAACAGGGAGAAACAAGCUCAAUCCCAGGGUGCACCAACUCUUGACCCUGAUGUUGCAGCAACAAGAAUUCAGAAGGUUUGGAAAGGCUUUGCUCAGCGUAGAAGAACAAAGAAAGAAAGAGAAGAUGAGAUGAUUUUCAUUGGCAUGGCCCCACCUCCUUUGCCAACCAACGUGAAAAAUCUGCCACAAACAUUUGCUUUCAAAACAGAGGAGCAGCGUCGCAAGACCCAAGAUGUCCAUGAACAUGAGUUUCAGCAGGCGUUGGUCCACAUUAGAGAAAACCUAAUACAGAAUGAAGGGCCAGAUAUGAAAGAAAAUAUGAUGGACCAGAUCCGACAGUGGUUCAUAGAAUGCAGAGAUGCUACAGGAAAAUUUCCUGACUACCCAGAUGCUGAUGAUGGGGGAUCAGCCAUGAUAUUCAAAGAAAAAGAUCCAAUAGAGCUACAAAAAGAAAUGGCUGAAAAGGAAGAAGGUGGAGGUGGUAAAGGAAAGAAAGGCAAAAAGGGCAAAAAAGGAAAGAAAGGCAAAAAAGGCAAAAAGGGCAAAAAAGGAAAGAAGGGCAAAAAAGGCAAAAAGGGCAAGAAAGGAGACGAUGAGGAUGAAGAAGAAGGUUGGAAAAUGGCUCCAUCCAGUUUUGUUCCAGCAGUGAAUGAAGCAUCUGAAACAUAUAAAACUGUCUGGGCAACUAGAGAUGAAUGCGACAACUUUGUUCAGAAGCACGACUCAGAACUGAUCAAAGAGGAGAAGAGAAAAGAGGUUGAGACAGAGAUUAGAGUUCAGGUGGAUGAACUCAUGAGGACUGAGCUUGCUAAUUUGAAGGCUGCUGUUGACAGAGACAAGAAGGGAAAGAAAGGGAAAAAGUCUGGUAAAAAGAAAAAGAAAAAAGGUAAAAAAUCUGGGAAAAAGGGCAAAAAAGGAAAGAAAGGCAAAAAGAAGGAAAAAGACUUAACACCUGACAGGACCAUGGAUGACCUUUAUGAGGAGUUGGUCACUCAAGGAAUCAUUGUCAGAUGCCCCAGUGUUAAACUUAGUGACUAUGAGGGUGAAUACAGUUACUUAGGCACCACACUCAGACAGGCAAAUAUUGAGCCAAUGCCAUCACUGUCAGAUGUCAGGAGGCUCUUAACAGAGUUUGGAAUUCUCCCAUUAGGUUCAAUUGCUGUUCACCAAAAUGCUCCACUAACCAAAUCGAUCAUGCUGGCUGGACCCCGAGGGACUGGGAAAAAAAUGCUUGUCCAUGCCCUGUGCACUGAAUUAGGAGCCAACCUGUUUGACCUUUCACCUGCAAAUCUUGUGGGCAAAUAUCCUGGCAAAGAUGGUCUUAAGAUGCUUAUGCAUCUCAUUUUCAAAGUUGGAAAAGCCUUACAGCCGUCUGUGUUUUUUAUUGGAGACUGUGAAAAAAUGUUUAAGAAGAAAAUUCCUAAAACUGACCCUACUGACCCAAAGAGACUAAAGAAGGAACUUCCCAAAGCACUCAAGUCAAUCAAGGCUGAGGACAGAUUGCUUUUAGUUGGCACCACCAGGUGUCCAUUUGAAGCAGACAUGAAACCACUAAUGAGCUGUUAUCAGAGGGUCAUUUUGAUACCUAGGCCAGACUAUGCCUCUAGACAUUUACUAUGGAGAAAACUAAUAUUGAAAUUUGGAGGUCAGUUGUCUAAUAGCCUAGACGUCAGCUCCCUGUCCAAGGUGACUGAUGGUUUCUCACCUGGUCACAUGGUCACUGCUAUACAACAGGUUUUAACAGAGAGACGUAUUCAACAGUUAGCCAAAAGACCCUUGCAGGCCAUUGAGUUUCUGGCACCACUUGCCAGACAGGAUCCCAUCUAUAAGGAAGAAGAAGAGGCAUUUAAGAGUUGGUAUAGCAAGACACCCAUGGGUAAGAAACGUGCAAAAGCUGCUCAGGCAGAUGAGGAAGAUGCAAGUGGAGGAAAAGAUAAGAAGGGAAAGAAAGGUGGAAAGAAAGGAAAGAAAGGUGGCAAAAAAGGAAAGAAAGGCAAAAAGAAAAAGUAAAAAGAAUAAUAUUUCUGUUAGUUCAAUUUUUCCAUCCCAUUCAAACUGUUUCACUGAGUCCUGUGAUAGAACAAUAAAUAUCCAAAUUAUAACUUUUUAUGACUUUGUAAAGGAUUUGAAAUAUAAGUUAAGAAAUCAUGAACUAAAAAAAAAAUCACUGAAGAUAAUUGUAACAUUCUUGUUAAUGUUCAUAAUGAACAUUUUGAAUUUCAGAAAAAUGUUAAUUUAUUUUACUUCAAUUAGUUUAGUUUUUAACAAAUGUUGACUCUGUAAGUUGCAUGAGUUUCGUUCUUCUGUAACUAUGUCUUGGCAGUUUUGGCUCCUUUGUAUAAUGAACAAAACUUUGGUGUGAACAAAAUAUGAACUGUGAUAUAUUUGUAUUGUAUAUAUUAAUUAUUUUGUAAGAUUAAAAUAAAAAAUUGUAUAUUUAUCUAUGAAAUAAAUGUUAUGAAAUACACUUUUA
Messenger RNA from Biomphalaria glabrata, 3177 nucleotides. Its product is annotated as dynein regulatory complex protein 11-like. The coding region runs from base 129 to 2714 and encodes 861 amino acids. The record is from RefSeq and is a predicted model, not a curated record. Gene Ontology annotation, molecular function: ATP binding; protein binding; ATP hydrolysis activity. The transcript is spliced from 19 exons. NCBI's taxonomy places the organism in Eukaryota, Metazoa, Mollusca, Gastropoda, Planorbidae.